UCAAAACCGGAAGUACUCGUGAUAUUCACGCCACUUGAUGUGUUGUGGUUUUUACCGCUCAUUUUCACUGUAGCACACAGUUUUUUAUUUACGAUCACUACUAUUACUUUACUGUUCUGCUAUCUAAUAAAAAAAAGGUUUAAGUUGUUUUUCACAAUAAAAUCACAUAGCAGUCGAGUCGAAACCACCGCCGGCGGACAUGCAGGCAGAGAAAGAGGAGGAUGAGGAUGAUACAUUUCCGGAAGAAUAUGUUGCUGUGUCUAAUUUCACUGGAAGUGGCAGCGACCAGCUCAGUUUCAGCAGCGGGGACGCGCUGCUCGUCCAUGCCAAGCCUUCACCAGAGUGGUGGUGGGCAGAGCUGCAGGGAGUCAUAGGUUAUGUCCCUGCAGGCUACCUGCGACAGGAUGCUGCUGAGGAGGAGGACACCUCCCUGGAGGACCCAUGGCAAGAUGAAGAAUACUUCGGCAGUUAUGGCACACUGAGGCUUCACUUGGAGAUGCUGUCAGAUAAGAGCCGCACUGAAGCGUACCGGCAGGUUGUCCUCAGCAACAGUGCCUCUCUGAGGAAUAAGGUGGUGAUGGAUCUCGGCUGUGGGACUGGCAUUAUCAGCCUGUUCUGCGCUCAGCUGGCUCAACCCUCAGGGGUGUAUGCUGUGGAGGCAAGCUCUAUGGCAGAGUACACCAGACAGCUGGUGAAGCAGAACAGCUGUGAGGAGGUGGUCACGGUGCUCCAGGGACGAGCUGAGGAGAUCGAGCUGCCUGAGCAGGUGGACGUCCUGGUGUCUGAGUGGAUGGGUAACUGCCUGCUGUUUGAGUUCAUGGUGGAGUCAGUUCUGCUGGCCAGGGACCGCUGGCUUAAGGACGGCGGCGUUAUGUGGCCCUCAUCUGCAGCCCUCACCCUGGUGCCGUGUCAGGCCAACAGCUAUUAUGCAGAGAAAAUGGCAUUCUGGGAGCGGCCCUAUGGUCUGGACUUCACUCCUCUUCAGCCCCUGGCACAGCAGGAGUUCUUCGCCAAGCCCAAGUUCAGUCACCUCAUUGAGCCCAAUGACUGCCUCACUGUCCCCUGUGAUGUAAUACUCCUGGACAUGUACACUCUGCAAGUAAAAGACCUGGAGGAAAUAAAGGGUCAGUUUCAUUUUUGUGUGGAGAAGUCUGGUGUUUUCCAUGGAUUCACCGCCUGGUUCACUGUUCAUUUCAAGAGCCUGGAGGCAGGAGGCGCAACAGUGGAGCUAAACACCGGACCUAACUCAGACCCGACACACUGGAAGCAGACUCUGUUCAUGCUAGACAGGCCAGUUAGCGUGUGUGCUGGAGACUCCAUCACCGGAACCAUUGUCCUCUGCAGGAACCCUGUGUGGAGACGCCACAUGACUGUUACCUUGCACUGGAGCAUUAACGGCAGCACAGAGGACACAGACAACUGCCAGGUUGGGACAAAGAGUUUCCCCAUGUGGAGGUGACAGACUGUCCUUCAGCAGUGGUGAUCCACAGAAAAACAGUUGAGCGCACUUCCUCUUGAGUUUAGGGUCAGGGAGGAAUUGCUGCUGACCUAAAGUGAUCUGUUAUUUUAUAAUGAAAUGACAGAGGAGGAGGCUCAUCUGCCAGGACUUGCAAUCCAAUAGUGAUAACUGCAGGCUCAGGUGAUGCAACACACCAGGAUGUUUGAGAGGAAGUUGCAUGUGAACUUGCAUGUUGCGAAUGAACUGUGCUGCCAUAUUGAAAUUUCUACAUGAAUGCUCACUGGUCUAGGUGGGAAAAGAUGCUUUAUAGAAUAGUGUUGAUAGCUUGAACAUUUUUUUUACAGAUAUGUGUCCUUAAGGUGCAACAAAAGACAUGAUUCAGUCCUCCACAUUCUGCUUUUAUGUUUAUUUUUACUGUGCAUAUUGUUUAACAUUAGACAUCUCAUUUAUGUACAUUGUUGUACUUAGUACGAGUGCUACACAUGGCACUAGGCUUGUAUGGAUUCAAGAAAAUAACAGAUUAACCAUGAAUUUAUAGUGGUUACAGAUAUUCCUUUUUUCUAAGUUCAAACAUUAGAGUAAACAAUGUACUCCACUGAAAUGGUAGUUAUAAAUAAGCCUUGCUAGCUAGAAAUAUGCCUUAAAAACAAUUUUGGAGAACCUUCGGUGAUAAUAAUUCACAAUAAAAUUAAAUAAUUGUGCAAUUAGUAAACUCAUUUAUAAAAAUCA
Molecule: messenger RNA, 2188 nt
Organism: Acanthopagrus latus (yellowfin seabream)
Lineage: Eukaryota; Metazoa; Chordata; Actinopteri; Spariformes; Sparidae
Gene: prmt2
Product: protein arginine methyltransferase 2
Exons: 9
Coding region: 200-1459 (419 amino acids)
Biological process (GO): peptidyl-arginine methylation
Cellular component (GO): nucleus
Molecular function (GO): protein binding; protein-arginine N-methyltransferase activity
Source: RefSeq, a predicted model, not a curated record